Pseudocercospora fijiensis CIRAD86 is the source of this 1881-nucleotide messenger RNA. RefSeq lists its product as uncharacterized. The annotation marks the transcript as partial. The record is from RefSeq and is a predicted model, not a curated record. Gene Ontology annotation, cellular component: cytoplasm. Lineage: Eukaryota; Fungi; Ascomycota; Dothideomycetes; Mycosphaerellales; Mycosphaerellaceae. Gene Ontology annotation, biological process: regulation of GTPase activity; signal transduction. The transcript is spliced from 3 exons.
CGGGUAGAUGAUGUUAUGUACUCGGACAUUGGCAUCAACACCCUCUUGAACAGGCUGAAGCAGAGCAUUGCCUCGGCGCGCGACUUUGCCCAGUUCCUGAAGAAGCGAUCAUCGUUGGAAGAAGAGCAGGCGAAGGGCCUCAAGCGUCUCGCACAAAGCCAGUUGGACAAUGUCAAGAGAGGCGAGACGCGACAGGGCACUUAUGGCGCCCAGCUGACCGAGGUCCUGAGGGUGCAUGAGCGCAUGGCUGAUAAUGGCAUGCAAUUCGCGCUCAGUCUGCACCAGAUGCACGAGGAUCUGGACGUGCUGAGCACCAACAUGGAGCGCGGGAGGAAGCAGUGGAAGCAUGAAGGUCUCGCGGCCGAGAAGAAUGCCUCGGAUGCGGAACAGGCAAUGCAGAAGGCCAAAGCCAAGUACGACAGCCUUGCUGAAGACUACGAUCGUGCGAGGACCGGCGAAUCGAAAGGGAGCAGACGAAUUGGUCUGAAGGGACCGAAGAGCGCGGAGCAGCAUGAGACAGAUCUCCUAAGACGAGUCCAGGUUGCCGAUGACGACUACGAGCAAAAGGUCAGUGCAGCGAAGAGAGAAAGAUUGAGCCUUCUCAAGGAGGCCAGACCAAAGGCUGUGAAAGCGCUUCAAGACCUCAUCAAGGAGUGCGAUAGUGCUCUCACCUUGCAGCUGCAGAAGUUCGCCACAUUCAACGAGAAGCUGUUGUUGGGCAAUGGUCUUGCGAUUAGCCCAUUGCAAGAUGGCUCGACCACUCAACGAAGCCUGCGAGAUUUGGUGCUGGACAUCAAUAACGAGAAGGACUUCCAGAGCUACAUUGCCAGCUUCUCGCAUAGCGUCAAGCAAAGGCCGCAAGACGUGAGCGAUAUUAAAUAUGAGAAGCAUCCACCGGUAUCACAACCCGUGUCGCCGCAGCCUCCACUCGCGGUCAACGUGGCUUCUUCUCAACCGGGUUCCAUGAACAACAGAUAUGGAUCUCCCUCCCAAGCAAGUCCAUACCAACCGCCUUCAGCAAGCUAUGGAGGUCCCCCAUCUCAUGACCGCGAUCUUCAAACACCGUCAUAUGCCACCACACAAUCUCCGUACAACCCUCAGACAGCACCUCUCCGCGAUACAUACGCCUCACCACCGUAUCCCACUCACCCUUCAGAACGCAUCGGCAGCUUCGGCACGGGUGCACAGCAUCAGCAGACGACAGGCUCCAUUCCAGGUCCUAUCCCAGCAUCUGAUGCUCGAAUGAACCCAACGCCACCAGCAACAGGAAAAGGACGCGUCUUUGGCAUGUCUCUUGAUGAUCUCUUCGCCCGCGAUCAGUCUGCGGUGCCGAUUAUCGUCUUCCAGUGCAUCCAAGCUGUAGACCUCUUCGGCCUGGAGAUCGAGGGCAUAUACCGCCAAACAGGUAACAUGGCUCAAGUCAACAGACUUCGUGAUGCCUUUGAUACUCUGCCUCUUGCAGCACCACAGCUGGAUUUCCGAAAUCCUGCCAACUUUGGCCACGACGUGAACGCCGUCACAUCUCUCCUGAAAAGCUUCUUCCGAGAACUGCCAGACCCUCUUUUCACAAGAGCCAACUACGGCUCUUUCAUCGAAGCAGCCCAGACAGACGAUGAUAACGUGCGACGAGAUGGUCUUCACCAAGCCAUCAAUGACCUCCCAGACGCCAACUAUGCCACGCUCAGAGCGUUGGUCCUCCACUUGGCAAGAGUGAUGCAGAAUGAGAGCAAGACAAGGAUGACGGCUGCAAAUUUGGCUGUCUGCUUGGCGCCGACUCUCAUGGGCGCACAUCAAGGCCCUCACAUUGCGGACGCAAGCUGGCAGCAAAGGGCUGUUGAGACCAUUUUGACCAACGCCACGGCCAUCUUUGACGAAGAUUAA